UAUAUUUUAUAAAUUCUAUCAUUCCGUUUUAAUAAAUGAAAACCCAUAAGUGCCCCGAAAAAACAAUAUAUAUAUGAAUUUAUAAAGUGAAUUAUGAGAAAAGCGAAGACUGAGAAGACCCACUGUGUCUUCAAAAAUAAUUAGACCGAACUCGAUAGGCAUAUCGUAUUAAAUUAAGAUCUCGCCAAAUAGAAAUACAUUUUCGAGAUGGAGGAACAUGCGCAGCAGUCGUCAGACACUACUUACGUAGUCAUACCUAAGAAGGAAAUUGACGAAGAACUUGAGAUCACGUUCGAAAAGGAAUGCCAAGACAACCAAUUAAUAGUACCGAAAGUAGAGUUUGGAGACGAGUUGAGUGAUAAUUUUGAUGACCUGGAUGAUAUCAACCUGUCAAACCCUAUGAAAAGAGAAAGAAUGUUGAGCGAAGAAUUCAUUAUACCCAAAGAAGAAAUCAUCACAGAUCAAUUAUUGGAUGAUUACGAUUCGGAGCAUCAUGAAGACAGCUUGAUAAAACCAAUUAAGGUUGAACUAAUGUUAAGCGAAGAAAUUGUAAACAUUCGACAGAAAGAUUCAGAAGUGGAAAAGAAAACUGACUUGACUCAAACAUCUAAAUCAUCGGACAAACGUCAAAGCUCCAAGCGUACCAGGAGAUCAGCCGCCGAGCGACUCGCUCAAGAAAAGCCCGAUACAUCGGAAUCGUUUUCUGGCCAUCAACAAAGCUCCAGUCGAAAAAAAACCGCAGCUCAGCGACAUCGGGAGUACAGGGAAAGAAAAAAGUUAAUACUUGCAUCGGAACCAUCUUCUGACAACCAAAAAAGUAAAAGACAAAUGAAAACUGAAGCUCAACGUCAUCGUGAGUACAGAGAGCGGAGAAAGCUGCGCCUUGCAUCGGCACAAGCUAAUAGCAAUAAAAGCGGCAAAGUUAAAACGGAGGCGCAACGUCAUAAAGAGUACAGAGAGCGGCGUAAGAGACUUGCGGCGGAAUCCAUUGACAGCCAGCUGAGCGUGAACAUUCCCACGUCAACGUCCCGCGUGGUGAAGUUCCGAGAACGUGCUCUCAUCAAGAAGCUAUCCACCAUUGUCAAUGCGCAUGCUGUAACCAGGAAGAAAGAUUUGACAGAAGAAAACGAAUCAACCAAUCAGCCUGAUCAAAAAUUGGCUUAUGUUACUAAAAUGAGAACAAGAAGAAUGGCCAGAAUCCAAAAUGACGCGGCUAAGAAUCAAAAUGGCGCCAACAGAUUAAACAAAGCGUCAACUCAAUCAGAUGUCACAAUGGAAGUCGAUGUCGUAAACGCUGAUGGUGAUUAUACCAGUCCGGGAACUAAUGGCAAAGUGUACAGACAGUAUAGUAAGCACGCGAGGGCGCAUAUACAUUUCUUCAAUCUAUUCACAAACAAUACUUUCGGGCACUCGUGUGUUGUAUGCGACAGGCUCUGGUGGGAAAGAGACUUGAAAGAUACAUGUGAAGCCCACCAAGAUACACUGAACAUAAUAUUACCGAACUACGUCACUGGUACAACUGUUCGAGUUUGCGCUACGUGUAAAGUCGCUUUGGACAAGCAGAAAAUCCCGGCUCUGUCCACCUACAAUGGAUUCCGUUACCCAGAAAUCCCACCACAUUUACCCAAACUAGACACCAUUUCCAAAAGGCUCAUUUCUCCAAGAAUACCGUUCACGCAAAUAAGAAGGCUGAGACAUGUUCAAGGUCAGAGUGCAGUUAAUUUACAAAUCAUCAACGUGCCAGUAGAAGUUGACACACUGGUCAACCGCAUACCCAGGUCAUUUGACGACGAUCACUGCUUCUAUGUCAACAUCAAGAAGAAGUUAAUUCAUAAAACGAGUUAUGUCGACAGACUUAUUAACAAAAAACACAUUGAAGAAUGGCUGGCGCAUUUAAUUCCGACACCGGUUUAUGUUCAUCAUAAUAUUACCGUUGAUGAGGACUUUUUUAAUAAUUACGAUGUACCAGAACUCAACAUCGAGGAAGUUAGUGAACCCGAAGAAGAUAACAUCAAAGCUCAACAGCAAACUCUGAUUUGGAAUGAAGAUAUGUUUUUAAAUGUAGCAUCCGGUGACAAAGUGCUUCAAGUUAGCAAACUGUUUGACGGAAACACCGAGGAGAUGUCAUUUCCGACGAUUUACGGCGGACAGUUUAGAAGUUAUAGAGAAGGAGUCCACGCAUCGCCGUUCAUGCAAGCCACCAGUGAAUUGCGGCGUACGGACAGACGUGGCGUCGAUCCUGAACAUCUUUUAUAUAUGGCCGUUAAAAUCAUGAGGCAACGUAUUAAAGAUAGUGUGGCAAUUGCGUUCAAACACGUCGGAGCUGCUAAAGAUUAUAUGAAAUCUGAAGGCUAUAUAGAGCAUUGCAUUGAAACGAAUCUAGCGUUUCUGCGUUGCAUACCCAAUUCAGCUUGGUAUUGGUCGGAUAGGAAGAAAGAUUUGUUCUCGGUGAUAAGGCAGAACGGCGCUCCGACAGCUUACAUUAGUCUCAGUGCCAAUGAAACUGGAUGGGACGAUCUGCUUAAGCUGUUAUACAAGUUGAGAAAUUCUGGAGCAAAAAUCUCAGAUAAAGCCUUCGCUAAACUAAGCUACGCACAAAAAACGGAAUUAGUUAAUGAGGAUGCUGUCACAUGUGCGAUUUACUUCAGCAAGAUGGUCAAUUGUUUGAUUCAAGUUUUACAAUGCAAAAAGAAAUGUCCGUUCGGAAAAUAUCGGGUACUGCAUUAUUUUAAAAGAAUUGAAUUCCAACACCAGGGUAGUCCGAUCGCACAUAUUCUUUUGUGGCUGGAGAAUGCUCCGGCGUGUUUUAGCAAUGUUGAAGUGUCUAAAAUGGUCGAGGAGUUGGUUUCUGUGUCAGCGUCUGAAGCAUCUGGUAACAUCAAACACCAAACCCAUAGGCACACUUUUCGGUGUUAUAAGAAAACGGAUAUUGGCGAGCGAGUUUGUAGAUUCGGAGCACCUUUUUUGCCGGUUCGAAAAACGAUAAUAUUAUCACCAAUGAAGGAUUCUGAUAAUGAAGAAGCUUCUGAGAAAUAUAGAGAGCGUUACAGACAACUCCUUGAUAAUCUAGAAAGUGUUGAUUAUACGGAUUUCGGGCAUUACUACGCUCACAACAACAUAGAAUCUGACGAGCAGUACUAUGACAUUAUACGCGCGGGCAUUAACAGUACCCAGUUGUUCUACAAACGAAAGCCAUCAGAAAAGUGGCAUGAAACUUUCAAUCCAUUCGUACUUCAUCACACGAAUUCUAAUAUGAGCAUACAAAUCAUCCACGAUGACUAUUCUUGCGCUGCUUUCGUCGCUAAAUGCGCAAGAAGAAGCAACAGAGGUAUCAGCGAUUUACAAUGUCGAAUCCUAGAGGCGAUGGAACAUCCAGAAUUCGAUAUAACCGAGAUAACAAGACAUACAAGCGUCGAUAUAUUUAACUCCAUUGAGAUGUCCGCGCAGGAAGCAGCGUGGUAUCUGUUAAGGGAGCCCAUGGCUAAAUCGUCCAUAGCGACAGUUUACAUCCCGACCGUACAUCCAGCCGAACGUCAGAGGAUUAGGAAAACCCUCUCUGCGUUGAAUGCAAUGGAUGAUGAUUAUUCCGAUAUCUGCAAAGAGAACUGGUUCGAUAAGUAUGAGAAGAGGCCCGCGUAUUUGGGCAAAGUUACCUUUGCGCAAUUUGUCGCGAAGUAUUGCAAAAACAACAAAGGGGAGUACAUCGAAAGAAAAGAAGCCAAAGUUAUAAGAUACCGCAACUACGAAAUGGUUGAACACUUCAACGAUUAUAGACGAGAAAUGGUGUUGCUGCACAUACCAUUUAGAAGUGAGGAUAAGGAUAUUCUCGCUGAUAAUAAAUUCGUCCAAUUGUUUGAAGACAACAAAGAUGUCAUUUCAGAAAGACGGAAAGAUUUUGAGUCAAGUCCUGACAUCCAUAAUACUCUGGAACUGUGCGGGAAAAUGUGUCGAGAUGAAACGGAGAACGAAGAAGAACCAUUAAGAAGCGAUGAUCAGGCGCCGUUUGAAGCAUUCUCUUACCAGCAGUUGCUUAGUGAACUGCGACCGGAUGAUAACGCAUCACAUGAAAAACUCUGUGCGAAACUGAGAGAAAAUCCAAUAGAUACCGAACAGUUUCAUCAGCUAAUGAGAUCAGCAAACCAAGAGCAAAAGGAACUUCUUAUGCACUUAAUGUAUCACCUGCAAACUCUAGAUCGUUCGCCGUUUCAAUUUUUUUGAAGAGAUAAGAUAAAUCACAAAAUUCGAAACGAGCGAACGUGGCAUGUUUCUAUUUCGAUGUCCCGCUACUGGGCUCUGACUUCCCGUCUCUUAGGGGAGAGGGUACCAGCGCUGCUCCAAUACAGCUUAACGUGUAGCCAGGCACGAGGUUGGACAACGCAAAUUUACUAACUUUGGGCUGGUGGAGAAAAUUUCUUGACAUUCAAUCUCAAUACCAUUUAUGCCCAUUAAUAGAACCCAGUAGACCCACGACCCCUUGAUAGUGUUCGCCUCAUCACUCUAGGACAUCCUGUUCUGUAUAUAUGGAUGGCCUUUUGGAAGGACUUACACACUGACGAUUCCUCAACUUCUUUUUCUGUUCCAAAGGCGUGCAUUUGUGAUGAGACAUAUUAAGACAAACGGCAAUGCUUAAGCCAACUUCUGGCCAGGGUUUUUUUCAUUGUAAUAAUUGACCGACCAAGCAGACGGCCCACAUGAUGGUUACUGGAAAACCGUCGCCUAUAUACAAGGCAACUCUAAGCAGAGCAUACAAAGUAAGCAUGUCCAUCAACCUGAGGCGUCGUUUUUAAGACUCAUGAGCUUGUAAUACAGCAACUACCACACCUUUGCUUAGCGGCAGAAAUAAGUGUGGCGGUAGUACUUCCCCGGACGAGCUCUGUCACAAAAAGUUCCACUACUACUACAAUAUGAUUUAAGGAGUAGCAAAAUAAACUGGGUAAAUAUAAAGAAAUGUCAGGGCAUUGUGGCUUGCGAAGAAGUACCAGGGUAUAAUGAAUGGCUAAGAGAUAUCUGGUAUGAUCAGAAAAACUACUAGAUUAUCACUUCCCCGGACGAGCUCUGUCACAAAAAGCUCUACUAGUACUACUACAUGUUUUAAGGAGUACCAGAAUAAUGCAAAUAUAAAGAAAUAUGAUGGCAUUAUGACUGGCUCAGAAGUUCCAGGGUAUAAUGAAUAGCGAGGAGGUACUCUGGUAUGAUCAGAAAAACUACCAGAUUAUCACUUCUCCGGACGAGCUGUCACAAAAACCUCUACUACAGCUAAACAUACUACUCUAUUACAAAUAAAGUACUUAAAGUGGUCUGAUUUCUCGAAAUACUACACGUUAUUUUACAACCCUCUUGUCUUUGGCCCGCGUAGUUUCAAUACUAAAAUGUAAGAUAUUUUAUGUGAUGUAAUCACCGUUUUAAACAUUUAUUUAUUUUUCAACUUACGACUAGUAUUAAAGGAAUCUUCGUAAUGCACUGGCGUAGAUUCUGAUGCACUUAUCAACAUACAUAAUAACUAUAUUUUAGUAACCUACGUACUAAACUUUAUCAAUGUAACAAAUGAAUCACAGAGCAAUUUUUGUCAGUUCAGUCAGAGUACGAUAAAACAGAUCCGUUCUCUCAGCUAUGUCGUAAUAUAUGUGUGUAAUAUGUGAAUAUAUAGAAACGAAAAUUAUAUAUUGUAUAAUCUACUCACAAUAAUUCCAAUUUUGAAAUAACUUUCCGUAGGUACAAGAAAUUCAGUAGUGUGAUAAGAUAAUAAAAUAUUUACAGUAAUAAAGUAUAAUGCCCUAAGUAUUAAAUGUCACUUUCAAAGUA
This is a messenger RNA of Pararge aegeria (speckled wood butterfly), 5802 nucleotides long. RefSeq lists its product as uncharacterized. NCBI's taxonomy places the organism in Eukaryota, Metazoa, Arthropoda, Insecta, Lepidoptera, Nymphalidae. The transcript has 9 exons. The record is from RefSeq and is a predicted model, not a curated record. The coding region runs from base 208 to 4218 and encodes 1336 amino acids.